Messenger RNA from Mesorhabditis belari, 510 nucleotides. NCBI's taxonomy places the organism in Eukaryota, Metazoa, Nematoda, Chromadorea, Rhabditida, Rhabditidae. The record is from the annotation of a GenBank genome assembly.
AUGCUUGCAUUGAUGGACGUGAGAACGUAUCUCCCAUUUCUCGGCUGUGACAACGGAGCGGUGCCUAUCGGAGAUGUCUGCAUCAAAGAGAGCUGCUUGGUGACAACGGGAGCUCCAGUUAUGACGACGAUUGGGCCAACGAUUGCACCCGGACAAACAACACUGACUGGUCAAACCAAGUCCUCCGGUUCCACCCGUAAAGCCAGUGAAUCGCCGAUGAGUUUGAUGACCGAUGGACCGUGUGCCGAUACAUCGGCCCAAUGUCGUGUUUGGAUGCAAAACGGUUUCUGCACCUCGGCUUUCUAUCCGGAGAUGGUGAAACGGACGACUUGUGGAGUGUCGUGUAAUCUCUGUUCAACAAUUUCCAUAACUCUUCCAACGACAACGAAAUCUUGUGCGGAUAAGAAUGCGAAUGAAUGCCGAGUCUGGCUUGGAAACGGCUUCUGCUCGUCGAAUUUCUACCCAGAGCAAGUGCGCCGGGACUAUUGCCCGAAAAGUUGCAAUUUUUGU